AUGUCGACCGUGACAAGGGUACCGGACAGGGCGCCAUGUGCUGCUCACACGCAGAGUCACAAUUCGAAGUCCAGAGCUGAUGCGACAGGCAUCCUCGCAGCCCAGGCCAGCACUGGCACCGGUGGGAGGAUGAAUGGGAAUGCUCACGUUGCCGCCAGAGCAAUUUGCAUUACACUCCUCGGCGUCAAGCCAGCGAAUGACAGUGCCCGAGCUCGCGCGUCGAGCAUUCCCGCCUCCGCUAGGUAUGGUGAGAAAAUUGCACAGUACCUCCCCCGAAUUACCCCGUUGCUGCUGAAUCCUGGAUUCAUUUCCAACAUCUCGAUUGCAAUCAUCGAUGGAGUCAUCAUCACCCGACCUCAGUCGAUCAUCCACUAUGGUAUGGCCCGUAUGCGCUGCCACAGUGGAAUGCGUAAGGAGGUAGUCACACUGUUGCGACCGAGUGUGCCAGAACGAACCGUCCGUCUCGCUUCCAUGCUGCCGGUAGACGCAACGCCCGGUCAGGCCGAGCAAACCGAGCAGUGA
Sphaerulina musiva SO2202 is the source of this 522-nucleotide messenger RNA. RefSeq lists its product as uncharacterized. NCBI's taxonomy places the organism in Eukaryota, Fungi, Ascomycota, Dothideomycetes, Mycosphaerellales, Mycosphaerellaceae. Bases 1 to 522 code for a protein of 173 amino acids. The transcript is spliced from 2 exons. The record is from RefSeq and is a predicted model, not a curated record.